UUGGACGUUUAUCAAUGCACUAAGAUGGCUACCGCCGUAAAGCAGCAACUCAAUCAAUUAAUAAGUUUAUCACAUUCAAGUGGAUCCCAUAAAGAUGUCACAGAAAAGUAUAAAGCUAUACUUGAAAGUAUCAUAAAGACAGCAGGCAGUGAACUUGUCCCAUCUCUUCAAGCAUUCAUUGAAACUUUGGUGAGUGAAGGUGUGAGUCUUGUUAUUUCAAGACAAAUACUUACUGACUUUACUGCCCAGUUGGCUCGCAUGCCAGAUGCAGUGGCCAAAGAGAUAUCUCAUUACAUUCUUGAGAAGAUACAGGCUCGUGUCAUUUCAUUUGAGGAACAGGUCGCUGCAAUAAGACAACAUCUGGCAAGUAUUUAUGAAAGAGAGGAAAGCUGGAGAGAGGCUGCAAAUGUUUUAGUUGGUAUUCCUCUAGAGACAGGACAGAAGCAGUACAGUCCAGACUACAAACUAGAGACAUAUUUAAAAAUAGCCAGACUGUUUCUGGAAGAUGAAGAUGCUAACCAAGCUGAUGCUUACAUAAACAGAGCUUCAAUGUUGCAGGCUGAGUCCAAAAAUGAAGAGCUUCAAAUUUUGUACAAGGCUUGCUAUGCUAGAGUUUUGAAUUUUAGACGCAAAUUUAUUGAAGCAGCACAACGCUAUAAUGAGCUAUCUUUCAAGAGUAUUGUGUCAGAAGAAGAAAGAAUGACAGCUUUAAAAAAUGCUCUCAUUUGCACCGUUUUAGCAUCAGCAGGCCAGCAACGAUCACGAAUGUUAGCCACACUUUUUAAAGAUGAAAGAUGCCAACAGCUUCCUGCAUAUAGUAUUCUAGAAAAAAUGUAUUUAGACAGAAUAAUAAGAAGUACAGAUCUAGUGGAUUUCUCUGCCUUGUUACAACCCCACCAGAAAGCUAUUACACCUGAUGGCUCUACAAUAUUAAAUCGAGCUGUGACGGAACAUAAUCUUUUGUCUGCUAGUAAACUCUACAAUAACAUUUCCUUUGAAGAGCUUGGCUCACUGUUAGAGAUUCCACCUGCAAAGGCUGAAAAAAUUGCAUCCCAAAUGAUCACUGAAGGACGAAUGAAUGGUUAUGUUGAUCAAAUAGAUUCCACUGUACAUUUUGAAGCCAGGGAAACAUUACCAACUUGGGAUAGACAGAUUCAGAGCUUAUGUUUUCAAGUUAACAACAUCAUAGAGAAAAUAUCCACUGCGGAACCAGAGUGGUUUGCCAAGGCCAUGGAGACAUUUUCAGAUUAGAUACCUUUUCUGGCGUUGUGUUCCUAAGAAUAUUUGCAUUGAUUAGGUUCUUGAAUUCUUUGCUUUUGCUGCAGACAGUCCUGAUGCAGAACUAACCUGUAUGACUCAGAGGAAUGUACUUGCUGACAGCGUCAUGCAUGUUUGGCCUGUUUAUUUAUAUGGAUUAUGUCACCAAGAUAUUUUUUUAAUGGUUCCAAGUACAGAACCAGAAGUGAUUCAGACUAAAAACAAAAACUUUUGUCUGUUAAAGGAUGAAAUAAUCAUUUUGUUCAAAUAGGAUUUUGAAGAAAAAAAAUGUUAAGUGUUCAUACUGUAUGUAGUUUGUAUUAAACACCACAUAUAUUUGUGUUGGUGUUAAUUAGUUAUAUUAUUAUUCAAUUUCAUUGUUUUCGGUAUCACACAAAAGAAAAGCAGUAACUUCCCUUAGAAGUUCCUCUUAGAACCAUUUAGGCAGGUGAUGUCUAUGGCUACAGUACAAAAUAAUGACAGCCUUCUGCUACCUCUGGCCCAUACAUAAAAAAAAACAGUGAUUAUUAGCACCUUUUUUUUGCUGCUGUUGGAAGGUCUUUUUGGAAAUAUAAAGGCCAGUGCGUACAGAAUUGAACCAAAAAUCAUUUUCAAGGAUUUAAAAUUAACGUUUUUUUUUUACAACCAAAAUAUUAAAAUGAAAAAAAAACUCAAUAUUUUUCUAGAAAAAAAAAUGACCUAGUUCAAUAAAAUAUGUUUGUUCUACACUCUUACAA
Messenger RNA from Biomphalaria glabrata, 1994 nucleotides. Its product is annotated as COP9 signalosome complex subunit 4-like. The record is from RefSeq and is a predicted model, not a curated record. The transcript has 11 exons. Bases 25 to 1251 code for a protein of 408 amino acids. NCBI's taxonomy places the organism in Eukaryota, Metazoa, Mollusca, Gastropoda, Planorbidae. Gene Ontology annotation, cellular component: COP9 signalosome; cytosol.